This is a messenger RNA of Sycon ciliatum, 6108 nucleotides long. RefSeq lists its product as uncharacterized. The record is from RefSeq and is a predicted model, not a curated record. Lineage: Eukaryota; Metazoa; Porifera; Calcarea; Leucosolenida; Sycettidae. Gene Ontology annotation, molecular function: protein binding; calcium-dependent cysteine-type endopeptidase activity. The coding region runs from base 278 to 5347 and encodes 1689 amino acids. The transcript is spliced from 32 exons. Gene Ontology annotation, biological process: proteolysis.
UAGAUUGAUAAAAUCAUCAUCAAGUGUAACUGGAAAUAGUGUCGCGGCUGUGGAUCAAUCGUAUUUUGUUAAUAACGGUUAGGUGAGGUCAUCAGGCCCAGAUUCUGAGCCGACUGCAGUUGAGAAUACCAGUCGUGGAAUAUUAGUACUCGUAUCGCCGGUUGGGUGCCCCAGUUACGAAGACAAUUUCUUCGGACUCUCCAAACGUGUGCAUGUCAGGAAUUACUGCUGGCGAAGAGCCCAUGAGUGCCAGGAGCCGCUAGUUGCACUCUAUUCAAUGGCCGCUAAAGCAGUGAAAGCUGUGAAAAAGGAGAAAGCAGCUGCAGCGGCUUUGUCCAAGACUCCAUCCCAUAGCGAGCUGAGCAUCGGCAAGCCGGAUGCUGUCACCAAGUAUGACGUGUGGCCAUACUGGAGUGAUGCAGAUAUUGCAGCAGAGAAAUGGGAUUUCUCUCCUGGAAAGACUACCAAGGAUAAGGCCAAGAGUCCAACGCCUUUCGCGGCUGUACCAUCGGGUUUGUAUGAAGAUCCACCCAGCGACCGCUUUGUCUUGCCGCCCGGGCUUGAAAAUGGGAAUGUGACAUGGAAACGACCGUCGGCGUAUUUGGCUGAUAAGGGUCCGCCAGUUGUGAUAUCACCAGACAACAUGGACACAUGUGACCUGGUUAUGCAGAACACGCACUUGCUACACGACCCGAUCCUCAGCGCGGUGAUCACUGAGCUGCAGCUGAUGUUCAAGUUAUCCCUGUGCUGCGGCAAACCCGCUGAGGCCGUGCCGUCCAAGGGCACAGGAACCCCGGCAGGACGGUCCACUGCCAAGCAGCCAGUGUCACUAGAGCCGCCGCGGUUCGGAGUGGACAACUGGCGGCCGUGGGAUCAUAUCUACCCGCGGCCCAAGGGUAGCACCACCGCUCAGUACAACCCAAGUGGAAAGUACGCCGUCAGGCUGUUCUGGCUGGGACACUGGCGCAAGGUGAUUGUGGAUGACCUACUGCCUGUGAAUGAGGACAACUUGCUACUGCUGCCCGUCACACCACUGCUGACCGAGCUGUGGCCUAUUAUACUCAGCAAGGCGCUGCUGAAGAUUGCUAGCCUAGAGUAUGCACGCUUCAAGACGGAAUUCCCGGAUCCACACUAUUUCUCCGCUAUGCACAUGCUGAGUGCUUGGUUGCCAGAGUACCCUCAAGCAUAUGACAAGUGGUGCAUCAAGCAAAACAAGGAGUGGAUCUGGGAGUUUAUCCAGCAACGGGUACCCUUCUCGGAUGAAGGUCCAUACCAGACCCCCAAUUCCACGCCUAGUCUGCAAUCUCCAGAAUCGAGCCAGGAUAGCCAGGGAGAACUUGCUGCUGAUCCUGCAAUGUCCACUGCAGCUGAUGGUGCUCUGUCACCACCCGAGGUGAAACCAGCCAAGAAUGGCAAGCCAACGACUGCACGGACUCCCAAGCCCACGGACGGCCUGGCAGCGCAGUCUUCUGUGAACACCGAGAAGGAUCCGUUUAUGAGCAGCCUCGGUCUCUUACUGAAGGAUCCCAACAAACUGGUCGUGGCCGAAAUGCCGUGGCCACCGAAGGAGAAGCGUGCCACAUCCAAGGCAGGGCGCGAGAGAUCAGUGGAAACUGUUCUCGAGCUUCUGCCCAAGCUGGGCUUGCCAGUCGGUGUUGCUCAGCGGGUGAUCAUCCUGGCAACCAGUGAUAAAGGCGUGGAGCCACCAAAGCGGGUGGACCCGAACACAUUCAAGGCCCACUUUUCUUACAUGGGCUUCAUGUCCGAUGUUGAAUGCAACGCGUUGGCCAAGCAGAUGUACUCUGACCAAUGGAACCGGGCCUACGAGUCCAUUCAGAUCUGCUUUCCAGUCGGAAUCGAGCCAAAGUCAAGCCCUUCUCACAAAGCCGAGCAAGCAGAUGGCGAAGCAACAGACUUGUCGGCUGCCUCUUGCAUUGCGUCCGGUCCGGGUGAGAAUGGAUCGCCUAAGGCUCCUCACGCGUGCGAACGCAAAGACGUUACUGGCGGACAACCAGGCCUUCAGUACAAGUGCAUCUGGAUCACGAGCAAAGUCUUCCGGCGCCUCUUCACGUGGUUCAAAGUGUACCAUCGUCCAUCAUCUUUCGGCCACAAACAGACAAUCGAUGAUUUCCAGCUACUGAGUUGUGGAAAUCCACCGGCAGCAUUUCAAGCACCUACGGCAUCUAGCAACAAAAAAGAAAGCAAGGCUGAAAAGGCAUCAAGCGCAUCCAUCGGCUCUCAGCAGCAGUCACUCCCAGUUGACACAGACGCAGGACGGACGAAGCACUACAUCUACGUCGACCAGCCAAAGCAGUCGGUGCUGUUCGUGGGUGUGUCCGCAUACCUGCCAUGGCAGUCCGUGGCCGGGCAUCCUCCGCUGCCACUUCCCUCGUUCCUGGAGCUCAUGUCCAGACCCCAGCACGAUGAUUACCGCAACGCCCUUCCGGAGCGCCGCCAGCUGGCGAGCAGUGCCGACGUAAUCGCCGCAGAGCUGGCCGUGGCGAGCAGCAAGCGUGACGUGAAGGCGGAGGCCAAGCAGCAGCGUGCACUGCGCACCGUCGUGUCCCACUUUGACUGGACCAGCAGCAAGUACACGCAGGACGAACGCGGCGCCGUCAAAGAGAUCGACAUGAGCACCACGUCCGUCGCCGCCAUGAGCCUCACUGUGCCUGCAGGCCGGCAGAUUUUCGAGAUUGAUCAUCACCAGCUCGGCAUUGCUUCUCACAUCGAUUUGUGGAUGGAUGAAGGAGUGUUCCAACUCGUGUCUGAAGCUGGACUUUGGAAACUGCUUUCACAGCCCAGCGCACGGCUUGUGGAUGCAGGUACGCUUCUCACCCAAGCAGUGGCCACAGCCCUGACCGAUUUUCCGGACGAAGCGCUGGUUGGACAGGUGUUCAGGGACUUUGGAACAAAGACGGCGGAGGGUAUCCAUCAACAGACUGAAAAGCGCUGGGUGUUCUUUUCGGCAAUCAGGAUACUGUUUCGGCUGUUGCGCGACACUGUGCCGGAGACUCUGAAGGCAACGCUGAAGGAGAAGUGCGAUGAUGACGUCAUAGCCAUCUGUCACGAGUUCAUGUUUAUGGCGCUGCCCCAUUUCAUAUCCGGUGUGUCUUCUGUGCUGGAGAUGUUGGACGAUUCACGUGUGAAUGUGGCGUCCUCGCCUGCUAAUGGGCGUGACGGUGAUAACGAGGAAGAUGUUAUAGAAACCGAAGACAAAGCCGCAGUGAAGAUCCAAGCUGUUAUCCGAGGCCACUUGGGCAGGAAGAAGGCGCGCACCUUCAAGAGAGGCCGCGAGCGCACCCAGGAGGACUAUGGCAAGGCAAAGGCGUGUGCCACGGAGCUUCUAAGUAGCGGUGAUGAGUUUGGCCAGACUUGUUGGAGGUACCUGAUGUACGAGGAGCCCAGGAUUCUGAAGGUCCUGCCGUUUGGCAAUGACGAGCGGCAGCAUGGCAUCGUGACUGAGUUCACCGGCGUGAUUCCGGACAUCAUGCCGCACACCUGGGUACCAAUGUUCAGAGAGACUUUCAUAGUCCACCAGGUGCAAAAGGUGGCAUUCUCCAUGGAGUGCAAUCUACCAAACUAUCGAUGGAAAAUGGUGGUGAUCAACAAUGACAAACCUAACGAUACGCGAGAGCCACCAGGCCAGCAGCUGAUGGAUCCUGCUGGAGGUAGCACACUGCUAGCCACGCCGCUGCCACGCAGACUGGAACCCAACAAAAAUGGUUACACGUUCAUGGCCUACGGCAGAAGUCUGAAGGACCCGGUCGUUCUGGGCAAGUACACAUUCCGCAUCCUGGCCAGUUCCUCACCCGUUCCCAGCCCAAAGAACCUGUCUCCCAGCAGUGACAUUGCCAGCAUGGCAUCUGCACCGGGUUCUCCGGCUAACGCACUGCCCACAGUGCUUAGCAUUCGGACUAUCAAGGAGCACUACUUUCCCGAGAACAAGAACUACCGGGUCUUCAGAAUGGUACUGCUUGCUCAGCGAGCUCAAACACUUUCGUUUAACCUGCUGCUCUCAAAUCGUGCAGCAGUGGUCCGUCUCGUGCUCUAUGAUGGAGAAGAGGUGGUACGAGAAGUGAUUGGCAGGAAAGGUGAAGCACAGAUCAACCUGGUGUUGCUCGAUGCCGUGCCGGUAUUGGCUGCGGAGGCUGCAAGCAUCGCUGCGGCAAAUGCAGCUGCAGCCGAGCUGGAAAAGAGAAACCAAGUGCUGGCUGGUCUCGCUGAGGAAGGUGCUGGCACCGGAUCGAAGAAGAAGGGUGACAAAAGGGGCAAGGCUGCGAAGAGCGCUGUCGCAAAGAAGACGUCCAAAGUGGCGGAUGUGAAGGGCGAUGGUGCGCAGUCAGGCUCGGCUGACAAUACCAGUAGUGCUGCUGGUACUUCGGAAACACCACCGUCGGAACAGGCCGAGCAGGCUGGGAAUGCCGAGUCUGCUGCUGCUUCGACUGAGCCAGUGUCUCAGGAGUCCACUAUGCCUUCUGUGUCCGAAACUCCGGAUGUUUCUCUUGAAGAUCAACAGAGCGGCGAAACAGCGAGCGAUACACCUGAUGCAUUCGAUGAUUAUAGUCAGGAGCAGACGACGGAUGGAUUCAAUGAGAGGCCAUUGUUAAAUGACCGUCCCUUCAGAGCUGGAGAAGCCACCUUUCUGACGGGAGCAAGGCGAGAGAACCGACGCAAGGAGACGCGCUACUCAGCGCUGCUCAAGCAAGAGAUUGACAACAUGUUCCAAGAGUUCGACGAGCCACUACAGAGACCAGAGACACAUCAGUACAUACUGGAGGCACAUAUCCUCGGUAACUCAUGGCCACUGGAGGAGAGUGCAUGGCAUGCCAGCUUCAACGUGCCGCAUCCCACUGGCAAGAACCACGGCUCACUCGGUGCAGUCCAAGACUUGAAUCCCAGCAGUGGCAAGAGCAGACCGCAAUCAUCGCGUGUUGGAGGAGAGGAACGUCGGCCUAGCGCGGCCAAGAAGAAGGGCGGCAAGAAGGAGUUGAGCCGGGCAAAGUCGGUGAUGACCGCACAGGCCGGUGUGACCGGAUCGCCAGAUGCACCAAAGGUGCCCAAGGUCAAGAUCACACCUCCCUCUGGAGGCAAAGACAAACAGCAGGCGCAGAAUUCGGGUGGGUUACGCCAGCAGCAGGGUCGAAGGCGGCCAGGCGCGGCCAGCCAAAAACUCUCACCGGCAGUGAUAGUUGAGCAAGCCUUAGUGGCGCUACAGGUACUGCAAACAAUACGCAUGUGCUACGCGUAUGCCGGUUGGGUUCGUCGUUCCAGAGUUGUGUUGGAUUUCAUCAGCGGCCAAGUGCAUUCGGAGAUGAACGUGGUUGCUGAGUUUAAACCAUCGUAUUGAAUCAGUUUUCCGUUCAAGUAGUUCUUGGAUUUACAAGUAACAGCCUCAGAACAUAAGACAGUGGUCAACACGUCCACCACCAGAGGGUGAUCCGAGAUUCCCACGUCCAUGGAACGAUCAAAGGCAUCCACCACAAGGUUGAAUCUCAACAACAUACCCACAUGCCUGUAUCAUAACUUAUCUUCAUGAUACAAACAUGUCACAGAGCUGAGCGGUAUCAUGCCACAGUUACAACAACAUUCUCUGUCACACAGUAUUUCUGUUGCUGGAGACAAGCAUCAUAAUUAUUGUGUUAAAAAAAAGACAUUUCUAUCUUCCAUCUCCAUUGCCAUAGCACCCGGUGCAGCAAGUCUAACCAUGGCCAGACCGUGCUUCAAAAAAGUUGACGUACCCACUUCCUGCACACCGGUGCAUGCAUAUCCAACUGUUAAGAGUUGAAAGCCAGGCAGUACUGUACCUGGUAUUGAAACAGUGUUCAUUUCCAGUCAAGUAUUAUUCCAUUAGGCCGGAUUUCCUGAAGUCCUGGUGCUACGGCCCUGAUCACAGCACAUUCCUGACCAUCCGACAUGAUGACAUCACGACAGAUAUCCAGACAUAGCCAAUAUGAGGAAGUUUGGGUGGUGAGCUAACCAAGCAAGCUUGAUAAAGCAAUUUAAGGAAAGAGAAGAAAUUAGCGAGCAGAUGGUUGCGUUGAGUUGUGUUUACAUUUGCAACAGGCAUUACUGUAUCUCCAUUAGCCUUCUCCUGCAGUGAGACAUACA